AUGAAGGAUUACGCUGAGAGCAUCGCUUUUCUGGGUCAGUGGGGACUUUUCCAGCAGGUCGUCUUCUUCCUGCUCUGUGCCAGUAUCAUGCCAAAUGGAUUCGGUGCCUUUACGCUCGUCUUUCUGAAUGACAUACCGAGCCACCACUGCUUCGUUCCGGAGGUUAACCUCACUGAAGACUGGCAUAAAACCAUCAUACCCUUUAAGGUGAGACUUCUCAAGCUCCUGACAAAAGAUUCAGCUUUUUAUAUAGUCUGUACCUAGUACUUUAUAAGCUUUUAUUCCUUUACUGCCCACCCGACAGUUUAUAGCAACACAUUAAUAUAGAGAUGAAUUAAAGGGAUAUUGUUGCCAAUGUCUUAGGAAAAGUCAUACUUUAUCUUACCUAUGAAUAUUUAUGUAAUAAUUCAUAUUUGUAUGUCCUUUUUAAACCAUAGACUAAUCAUAAUACUUUCGUCAAAGCUUGAGUUUCAACUUUAGCAAAGUAGUACAUAUCAAAAACAUCAUGCAUUAUACAAACUGACGGGAAACAAAAGAGAUCCAACAGCAGUUGAAGCUUAUGCUGAUCUUCUUGUGUAAGGAUGAGUUUAGCCUCUGUAACUAUUCUGAGUGACACUCUAGGGUUAAAGUUGCAUGAUAAGAAGGUGCAUCCAUGCAAUUAAAGGAUUUAGUCAAGUCAGUCAGAAUGUAUUGGUCGGUGACUGAGUUGUGUGGUCAUGAGAACAAAUAUGACUUUACAAAAUAAGAAAGUGAUGAAAGAAAGUAAUGAAUUUUGUGUUGCUGUGACUGUGAGAUGGUGAAUGGGAAACAGGAGCUGAGCAGCUGCAGCAGAUACAGGCUGGAUGUGGUCCAAAAUCUCUCUGCUCAGGGAUUCAUUCCUGGCAGGGACAUCAACCUCACUGGUCUGGAGCAGGAGGGCUGUAUAGACGGGUGGAGUUACAGCAAAGACAUCUACGAGGCUACCAUUGUCUCUGAGGUGAGAGUUCAUACCCCAAACCGCAAGAUCAAUGUCAGAUUCAGUUUUUCUGAGCAGUCUCCUGGAUGUUGUCUUCAGCUUUUAUUUCCAACCUUAUUUUUCCUUAACUGUAUUUCUUUCUCAAUCUCUGCGUCUGUAUAGCCCUGUUCCAGCCUGUCUCUGUGUUUCAUUUGCCUUUUUGCUUUUGGAUUAUUUAAGGUAGAACUUUCCCCAAAGCCUUUUGGUGUCACUAAGCCCAUCACUCUGCAACUAGUGAAAUGUUAAGCCAGAGCAAUGAAAGUUCAUCUGUCAGUCAUCACUCCUUGUCAGCGCUCAUUGUCAUGCCUUUACAAAGCUGCUUGUAAAAAAUGUAAUCAUCUUAAAGCUCAGAGUCAAUGGCUGACCUUAAACUUGCUCUUGAUGUCAUUUGACUCCACUGCUUUCUUUCCCAGACCUGCCUUCAUUGGUUUGUUGUAUGUGGUGCUUUUUGCUUCCUGUAUUUUCUCAUGCUUUCAAUGGUCUGUCAUGUGACCUGUAUUUGCCUAGGCCCGAGGCAGAUUUGAAUAUAAACUAGUUGAGCAAUUCUACACGCUGAACAUGUAAGGCAACUCAGUAAAAUGUUCAAAUUGUUUAACCAAAUUGAACAUCCUUCCAUGCAUUACUGCAGUUCAGGAUAAGGCACGGGAUUGAAAAUACAUUACCAAUUCUCAUAAAUAUCCAUUAAGUAAAGUUUUAGCCUAAAGUUUUGUAAGUGCCUUCAUUAUCAUUGAUUGUGUUCAGUAAAUUACUUUAUAUCGGCUUGUUUAGAUGCCAAACUCAGGCUAGUUCGACAUUUUGUUUCUAUAUUGUGGUUGUCUGUUGUUAUUACCCUCCGACUGAGCAGAGGUGUGAAGUUUGUUUUGCUGGUUGUAAUCAUAGAGCUAGCACGUCCCACAUCCUGUCCCACACCUUGUCAUUAAAUUGUAAGUGAAAUGAGAGAUAAACUUAUGAGGAAGGUAGAGCGUUUAUAUAGAUUAAGUUCUUUGAUAAUUUUAUUAACAACAGCCCAAGGUAAAAUAAAAAGGUACUGUAAAUACUACCAGGCAGCAUCUAUUUUGUCAAUGUUUGUUGUUUCAGUUUGACCUUGUGUGCAGUGAGCAGUGGAAGCAGCCGUUCACCGCCACAGUUUUCUUUGUUGGGGUUCUUUUUGGAUCCUUCUUCUCAGGCCAGCUCUCAGACAGGUAUUUCUUAAAAUGAUCUUAUAUGAUUAAAAGAGAUAUAAAGAAUAUGUGCACGGCUCUUUUGAAAAUACACUACAUCAGCUCUGGUGCUGCUGUGAAUCUGACUUCCAGCACAGUUUUUGCAAUUAAAACACUCAGCUGGUCUAGAAUAAAAAAAAAUAUUGAGGUACUUGUAAAUAAUAUAAGUCACAGGGGAUCCUCGUCAGCUCAGCUCCUAUGUUAAGUAAUUAUUUGGUAAACUUAAACACACCCUGGACUAAAAGCUGCUGAAGAUUGGGGUAGCUCAACCACACAGUUCAGGAAAUUUUAACAAACGCCAAGCCCUAUUCUCUGUGUGAGUGUGGACUUGAUUUGGAAAUUUCUCAACUUUUUGCUCUGUCAUCUGAGCCCCACUUUUUUUCCGUUACGAAAGAUAUGUGUUCCUGAUAAAUCAACUGGGUCUAUGAUAUGUGAGUCAUCAAUCUGUUGUGAAUUUAAAUAUUUUUGCACUGCAGUUUGAUUUUAUUUUGCACAUAAAAUGUCUAAGAUUAUCUGUCAGACAGUAAUGGCUGUAGAGUUUAUUUUGAUAGGUAAACAUUGUACGUAAACAUGGUUUCAGUCAUUGCAGCACUGUGCUUGCUCUUAAAAAUACAAAUAUUAAUAGAGGAGAAUAGAAAUAGGAAUGAAUAAGAUUAAAUAAUAAAUUGCAACUGUUAGUAAAAAGUGCAGAAUAUUUCAAAUAAAGAUAUUUACAAAGCGCAGAGUCUUUAAGAAAUAAACUAUCUACAAGCCAAAAACGUAGGAAGAGUGUACAAAACCAGUUUGCAGUGAAGGAUAUUGCACAGAGUGUUAUACAGUUUAACGAAGUAUUUCACUGGUAAGACAAAUAUUGCGCAGUGUCGCUUAUAAACACUAUAUUAUUUUUAUUGCACUCUUCGAUUAUUGAUGUUUUACUGGUUAACUACAGUUUGCAGAGUUCAGUGUAAUUAUAUGUAGUGGAGAAACUUUCAGCUACUAUGACGAGAAUAAGUCCAGGGACAGACAGUGUGUCACACUUAGAGGGGGAGUUAUGACGCUCUAUGAUGCAUUUUAGGGGAAUGAGUCCUGUGUUUGACCAGCAGGUGAUGGAGUUGGUGGUGGAUGCUGUCCAAGAUCACGUGUAGCUUUGACAACAUCCUCCUCUCUGUCACCACCGUCAGAGAGUCCAGCUUAUUUCACAGAGGCCUUGUGGAUGAGUUUGUUGAGUCUGUUGGUGACUGCUAUUCUCAGCCUGCUGCUCCAGCGCACAACAGCAAACAGGAUCUCACUGGCCACCACAGACUCAUAGAACAUCCUCAGCAUUGUCCUGCAGAUGUGAAAGGACCUCAGUCUCCUGAGGAAGUAGAGACGCUGAGGCCCUUCUCAUAGACUGAUGAAGAAAAAGCUGAAUUCUGUUCAGCACUUGAUAAGGAGAAAGUGACACUUAAAAAAAUACUCUAAUUUUUUCUGUUAUUGAUUAAUCAUCCUAUUGGUCUCCUCUUUUAUGAACCGAAUUAUUUUAGAUUUUUUAUUAUUUUUUCUUUAUAGUUUAUAAAUGGUAUGUCAGAAAAAAGGGACCUUUUUAUUUCGGUGUGUAGCUACAUAAUUUUGAUUCCUUUUUUUCUUCCUUGAUAUCCAGUUGAGCCACAGGAAUGUGUCAUGACUGCAAAUUAAAGGUGUUGCAUGCCUACACAGGUUUUUGCAGGAAAUGUGGAGACUGAAUGUUCUCUGGGUGAAGUUCUGGAAGGCUAUGCUGGGUUUACUGGUUUUCUCAAGAAUGUUGAUGAUGCAACUUCUCUCACAACAAAACUAAAAGAUGAGAGAGAUGACAGGUCUCAUAAGGCUGUUCAUUAGAAAAAGGUAAACAGGUGAAGCACAGGGUGUGGACCAUAGGCAUACCUGGCCCAUGAACUGCAGGUUUUAUAAUGGCUCAAAUCAUCUUCAUGUCUCUGGUCCACAUCAGACUGAAGUGUAUCAACAAUGAUAAUGUGCUGAUAGGAAGUAUUUCAUAUGCAGCCCUUGAAAUCUUUAAACAUCUGUAUAUGACUGUUAGCACAUAUGAUAUGCAUUCUUUGAUAACAGUAAAUGUCUACUUUUUGUGAGUUAUUAUGUAUAAAUUGUAAUGUAUGUUUCAAAAGUAAGAGUUUUUUGUUUUCAUGCUAUUAGUAUUUUAAAGUGUUCAAAAAUCACAGCACAUCAAAAGUGUUGGGAAAAGUUUUAAGGUGACACAAGAACACAGAUUUUUUAACGUUUUACUUACUUAACUGUGCUCACUCUGUUUGUGUUGUGAUUAUCUGACAAGUUCUCUUCCACAGUGUAAAAGAAAACAACUCUCUGUUUAUAUCAUAUUUAAUUUUUUACCUGUUUCUGUUGAUCUCCCUUUAAUAGAUUUGGAAGGAAACCUAUUCUUUUUGCAACCAUGGCUGUUCAGACAGUUUUCACCUUCAUUCAAAUCUUCUCUGUCUCAUGGACCAUGUUCACCGUCCUCCUCUUCUUCAAUGGUUUAGGACAGAUGUCCAACUAUAUUGGUGCCUUAGUGCUGGGUACAUAUGAACAUCCUAUCUUAUAAAUACUGCCUCAGUAGUUAAACUCAAAUUUCAGAUUUUGGUUUUGUUUAAAUGCUGCAAAUCCUGAUAACCUUUCUUUUGCUUGUCACCCUCUCCUGAUUUUUCAUUACCCUUUUACAGGUGCUGAGAUCUUCACUGGAAAUGUGCGAAUCCUUUACUCAUCUCUGGGCACAUGUUUAGGCUUUGCCAUUGGCUACAUGUUGCUGCCUCUGUUUGCUUACUUUUUGAGGGAUUGGAAGUCUCUCCUGGUGGCCAUGUCUGUGCCUUGCCUGGCCUACAUCCCCUUCUGGUGGUAAGAUACAUUAAGUACAAGAAAUCUUACUCCAUUGAUUACUCAAGUCAUUAUCUAGACACCAAUUUAGUGAAGAUAAGCAUAAGUUAAAUAACUUUGUACAAAGAGGACAAAGAAGAGAACUCAAAUGCCUUUUUUGUUUUACGCUCGUUCAUGUCUUCAAGUGUUAAAAUAUUUGUCAACUAAAAUACAUAGAGAAAUAAAAAGAGCUAGACUUGUUCAUGAUGUCUCUCUCCAGAAAUUCGCAGCCAGGCCCAAACUAAUAUGAACAAGCUGUUGUGAAACACAGCAAUAGUCUUCAGCAAACAAGUUGAUAGAUUGAUGACCGUGUUCAUGUUGAGCAGAGUUAUUGUGCUUUAUCCUCUUGCAUCACUAGCUGUAUUACAGAGUAUUUUGGGCUGUAAGAACAUUUAAAGUUAAUUUCAAAGCAAUUAACUGUCAUUUUAGAGAACUCCACGUUGUAAUUAUUACAUUUUCUUUCUCUGACCCAACUCUAGACUCAUCAGAUCCAACCUCUCUGUUUUUCCUGUCUAAUGAGGCAGGUUCAUCCCAGAAUCUCCUCGGUGGCUCUUGUCUCAGGAAAGAGUGGAGGAAGCAGAGGCCGUAGUGAGAAAGGCGGCCAAGUGGAACAAAGUUCGGGCCCCCAAGGUCAUCUUUCAAGAUAACACUGUAAGUUCACACUGAUGAACAUUUAUGACAGAAGAUCUUAGCAUAGGACCUUGGACAACUCAGACACACACUAGCAUAAAAAUCUCAAAUUUAAAGCGAAUGUGAAGAACAAGAAACAAUAAAGCUCCAAACAUCUCUCUUCAUGCAACAAAACGAGACCUUGUCAUUACGCUAUUAUUAUACAUUUAACAGAUUUAAAAACAGCCGGGACGUACCCUUAAAAUCUGUCACUGAAUGUCUUUAUUUCAAGCCAAACUCUUGUAAUAACUCUGCCAAGUGACCACAUGUUUAAGAGUUGGCACAUUUAGGUAUGAAUGAGAAAACAGUCAGAGUAAAAGAGAAGUGUAUCCUCCGUUUUUAUUUUGGAUAUCUUUGUAAAGAUCGAUCGACUGAGUGUGUAAGAAACACCAAAGAACUUAGCUCACUGUAUUGGAUUUACACUUCCUGGUAUCUAUUCAAAAAAGUAUUUGUCUAUAAUAAUACACCAACAACAUGAAUCUAAACAGAAGAUGUGAUUUUUUUAUACUUUGCAGAUUAAUGAGGCAAAAGCACAACCUAAAGAACGCCACAAUGUGUUUGACCUGCUGAGGAAGAGCAACAUCAGAGUCAUUACUCUCAAUCUCUCCCUGGUGUCGUAAGUCAAACCCACAGUUAUACUCUAACAGACAAAGAACAACGCAAAAUGGCUACCCUUUGGUGACAGUUUUCUUACAGCCACUCAUUGGAAUACACAGGUGAUGGUUAGUAAACACAAGUUUGUUAUUCAGAAGAAGUUCAUUUAUUGAUCUGACUUUUAACUGUAUCUGCCAAGAGCACAUAUUUGUUCAAAUUGAUGUAUUAAUCAAUUUUCUUAGCUCAGGGGUGUCUUUUUUAUCAUCUCUUUAAGGUUCACCAUGAUUAUUGGAUAUUAUGGACUUUCCUUCAACACGCCACAGCUCCACGCCAACCCAUACGUCAGUUGUUUCAUCUCAGCUGCUGUGGAAGUUCCUGCUUACAUUUCCAGCUGGCUGGCUUUGCUGUACCUCCCACGGCGGUUGUCUGUCAUCAGUUCUCUGCUGCUCGGAGCUGUGCCACUUUAUCUUAUUCAACUUGUGCCCCAGAGUAAGCACCAAACUGUAUGAAAAGUGACGUAAUGUAAUGUUUGAUCUUUUGCCAUAGUUGCCAAGAAUCACAGGUACAUUCUUCCCUUCAUGGUACAUUACAUCUUCAAGAGUGAGAAAUAAACAGAGGCUUUGUUUGAACCUGAGAGUUGGCUGACAAAAGCUUGGUUCAGUGGUAGGGUCAAAUGUCUGUCGCUACCAGGGCUGUCGCAAUAACCUACAAAAACAAUCUCCACAAUAUUUACUAACAACAUAGUAGGCCUCUGCAACAACCUCGCACGACGUCAUGAUACCUAACUGAGUGUAACUUCACUAUUUUUUUAAAUUUUGGCUUUCGACCAAAUUUAAAAUCAAGAGCGGAUUAAGAUGAGCACUGCCCUCUACCAGCAACGAGUGGAGGCGCAGCUUAAUUCAAAAUGAAUGAAAGACUAACAGAACAUUAGUGAGGUGAAAUAGACAGGGUUAGAAAUCGCUGAACUUUGACUUAACCAAGCACUCUUUAUUUAUUUUUCAGAUCUGUCAAAUCUGGCUCUCGUACUGGAGAUGUUUGGUAAAUAUGCAUUCACCACUGGAUCCUCGUUGAUGUUCGCCUACAUUGCAGAGCUUUACCCAACAGUACUCAGGAACACAGCAACUGGGACAUGUAGCACAGUUUCCAGACUGGGCUGCUGCAUGUCUCCUCUGUUGUUACAGCUGGGUGAGUUAUUUGACUUUAGAUAGACUGUAUUACACAUAACAAAAGCGAUACAGACUUUCCUCUGAUCUAUCUUUCUUUUUCAGGUUCAUACUUUAAGUACCUUCCUUAUAUCAUACUGGGGACUCUGGCUGUAGUGUCGGCCAUUGCAGCUUUCUUCCUCCCAGAGAGUUUUGGAAAACCGCUCCCUGAAACAGUUCAACAGAUGCAGCGGAGUAGAAGGUGGGCUGAUUGUUUCAUGCAGCUUAAUGAGGGAUAUUGCCACAACAGAUAAUUCAAAAACAACUACCAUUGCCUUGCUAGUGAAACUCUGUCACAAUCGGUGCAAGUACAGAUGUAAGGUUUGGAUCCCAUUUCUAUUUUAGAUCAAGAAAAGAGUCAGUUUCAGGAUUAAGAGUGUCCCAUGAGUUACACAUCUCCGAAUGAAGGGGACUGUGGAUGACAGGUUUACUUUUUGAUGACAUGCAUUAAGUGGACAUAUAAGUAAAUUAAGUGUAAGAACAUAUUUGUCAACAACUCAAUUUUAAAACAGUAAGUCAACAUCAGAACCGGUUCCAACUAGCAAGUGCAACGGUUCCGCUAUCGGUGCCGCCCACUUAGCUCUGAAAUACUAGAGGUAGUCAGCGCAGACAGUAUCCAUGAACGUUAUCAUGGCUGACAGAAGACAGGAGCCAGUCAAACCGCUGUUGAAUACAACUGAACAUCGUCAUGUUUACUAAAGGUACAGCAUAACCCCUCACUGUAAAAUCCACUUGCUUUGUAAGACCAGCAGCUUUCCAAUGAUCAACUCUGUGUGAUAUCCAUUAUCUGUCUUUUCUAACCUUAUAUUUAACCUUAUGUUUUGUUUUUCUUCUCCUCCCAACAGAGUGAAGUGUCCGUGCAUCUCUGGAAAAGAAACCAUCAAGACUUCGGUGCUCCUGGACAGUCCCCUAUGA
Messenger RNA from Xyrichtys novacula (pearly razorfish), 8429 nucleotides. The record is from the annotation of a GenBank genome assembly. Lineage: Eukaryota; Metazoa; Chordata; Actinopteri; Labriformes; Labridae.